This is a messenger RNA of Molossus molossus (Pallas's mastiff bat), 1703 nucleotides long. It is a transcript of the gene DOC2A, whose product is annotated as double C2 domain alpha. Gene Ontology annotation, cellular component: membrane. The transcript has 11 exons. The record is from RefSeq and is a predicted model, not a curated record. The coding region runs from base 102 to 1310 and encodes 402 amino acids. NCBI's taxonomy places the organism in Eukaryota, Metazoa, Chordata, Mammalia, Chiroptera, Molossidae.
GCGCUCUUCUCGCCACCCUGGGAAUCGCCACCGCCCAGCUUGCACCCGCCGUCCCCCCAGUGCUUGGGCACCUGUUGGAGGCACAGAGACAGGCCUGCUGCAUGAGGGGCCGCAGGGGUGAUCGCAUGACCAUCAACAUCCAGGAGCACAUGGCCAUCAACGUGUGCCCAGGGCCCAUCCGGCCCAUCCGCCAAAUCUCCGACUACUUCCCCCGCAGGGGACCAGGACCUGAAGGGGGUGGUGGUGGGGGCCUUGGGGAGGCCCCUGCUCGGCUGGCCCCCUUGGCCCUGGCCCCCCCUGCAGCCCUCCUUGGGGCCACCACCCCCGAGGAUGGAGCUGAGGUCGACAGCUAUGAUUCGGAUGAUGCCACCGCCCUGGGCACACUGGAGUUUGACCUUCUCUACGACCAGGCCUCCUGCACUUUGCACUGUAGUAUCCUCAGGGCCAAGGGCCUCAAGCCCAUGGACUUCAAUGGCCUGGCUGACCCCUACGUUAAGGUGCAUCUGCUUCCUGGAGCCUGCAAGGCCAAUAAGCUAAAAACUAAGACUCAGAGAAACACUCUGAAUCCUGUGUGGAAUGAGGACCUGACGUACAGUGGAAUCACGGAUGAUGACAUCAGCCACAAGGUGCUCAGGAUCUCCGUAUGUGAUGAAGACAAACUGAGCCACAAUGAGUUCAUCGGGGAGAUCCGUGUGCCCCUCCGCCGCCUCAAGCCUUCACAGAAGAAGCAUUUUAAUAUCUGCCUCGAGCGCCAGGUCCCGCUGGCUUCGCCCUCUUCCAUGUCAGCAGCGCUCAGGGGCAUAUCCUGUUACCUGAAGGAGCUGGAGCAGGUGGAACAGGGGCCUGGGCUGCUGGAAGAACGAGGGCGCAUCCUGCUGAGCCUCAGCUAUAGCUCACCGCGCCAGGGGCUGCUGGUGGGCAUCAUACGCUGUGCCCACCUGGCUGCCAUGGACGUCAAUGGCUACUCCGACCCCUAUGUCAAGACGUACCUGCGGCCAGAUGUGGAUAAGAAAUCCAAGCAUAAAACAGGUGUGAAAAAGAAGACUCUCAACCCAGAAUUUAAUGAGGAGUUUUUCUAUGAGAUGGAGCUCUCAGCUCUGGCCACCAAGACUCUGGAAGUCACAGUCUGGGACUAUGACAUUGGCAAAUCCAACGACUUCAUUGGCGGCGUGUCCCUGGGGCCAGGUGCCCGGGGUGAGGCUCGGAAGCACUGGAGUGACUGUCUGCAGCAGCCAGACACGGCCCUGGAGCGCUGGCACACCCUGACCAGCGAGCUGCCCCCUGCAGCCGGGGCGCUGCCCUCCGCCUGAGGGGCUGGCAGCUGCCCAGCACAGGUCCCUAGGGACCGGGUCCAGUACCCAACCUUCGCACGAGUGUGUUGCACGUUUACACGGGGUGGAUGCCCCGCCCCGCCCUGCACUACCUGUCUUAUUUUGUGAGAGAGUCUGUGACUGUGGGUCUGUCUUCUUGUGAGGGACUGUGGAGAUCUAUAUUCACAUAUGCAAACUUCCUCCUGCCUGACUCGCUACUACAUGCAAAUAUGCAAACCACCCAUCCUGUGCACACCUGCAGGGGGCGUCAGCCAGGGCCCCCUGGCCCAAGGCCCAGCUGCUGCUCCUCUCUUGCCUCUCCAGGCUGCCCCGUCCCCUCCACCCACAGGGAGGAGGUCGGAUUAGGGGGGGUUCGAAAGAGGAGAAAGUUUC